Messenger RNA from Glycine soja, 1045 nucleotides. Its product is annotated as protein TIC 22-like, chloroplastic. Gene Ontology annotation, cellular component: chloroplast. The record is from RefSeq and is a predicted model, not a curated record. The transcript is spliced from 6 exons. Gene Ontology annotation, biological process: protein transport. Bases 105 to 866 code for a protein of 253 amino acids. Lineage: Eukaryota; Viridiplantae; Streptophyta; Magnoliopsida; Fabales; Fabaceae.
ACAAAAAAACAAGAUACUUUCCUUGCGAAAGAACAAAGCAUUUGAAGAAUCACUAGUGACUCACUCACCAUCUUCUGUCUCUGCACUCUACAAAGAAAAGAAACAUGAUGAACUUUGACGGCUUCCAGAAGGCUCUGGCGGAGUUUCAGGGCCGCUGCUCCACGCUGCUGGGCAGCCUGACCCGUCUCCAGCCCAACCGCGCGAGGCCACCAUGGGCUCGGAUAGCCCAGCCCUGGGGAGGCAGGCCCAUGGCCAUGACGGUGGAGGCAAUCGAGGAGCGCUUAGAGGGAAUUCCCGUUUACGCCCUCAGCAACGCUUCCGAGGAGUUUCUCUUGGUCUCGGGCUCUUCCUCCGGGAAAAACCUUGGCCUCUUCUGCUUCAACAAGGACGACGCCGAGGCUCUCCUCAACCAGGUUACGCUUAUCGACCCCCACGCUCGCCAGGGCUCCAAAGUUGUCCCCGUUGCUUUGAACAAGGUGUUUCAGCUCAAGGUGAACGGCGUUGCGUUUAGAUUGAUACCUGAGUUCUCUCAAGUAAAGAAUGCCCUGCAAGAGAGGGAAAAAUCUGGCUUUGCUUCCAGUGGCUUUUCUGGUGUUCCAGUUUUCCAGUCCAGAAGUCUGAUAUUGAAGAGCCAAAAUAAGAGAUUUCGUCCACUUUUCUUCAGAAAGGAGGACUUGGAAAAUACACUUAAAUCGGCAGCCCGUGAGCAGAACAAAUUAAAUCCCACUAUGAGAAAAGGCGAUAUCCAGGUUGCCACUCUAGAGGAUGUAAUAAAAGAAAUGAAGGAAAAUUCUACAUCGAACUGGGAUGAUGUUAUUUUUAUACCUCCUGGAUUUGAUGUUUCAGACGACUCCAAUGAGCAGUAGGGCAGGAUGAUGAUUAAAUUCAUGACACCUUUUAUGCUUGUGGUAUUAGCUUUUAAUCCAUAGCACAUGGCAAACAAUUAUUUAGGUUUUGUGCAUACGACAAACUUCUGACUGCAGACUCUUCUAUCCUGUCUUCAAUAUGAAACGUUAUUGGAAAGUUUGGGUUUUGCAUUUUCUAA